Alternaria atra is the source of this 723-nucleotide messenger RNA. RefSeq lists its product as uncharacterized. Lineage: Eukaryota; Fungi; Ascomycota; Dothideomycetes; Pleosporales; Pleosporaceae. Gene Ontology annotation, biological process: translation. Gene Ontology annotation, molecular function: structural constituent of ribosome. The record is from RefSeq and is a predicted model, not a curated record. The transcript is spliced from 2 exons. The coding region runs from base 1 to 723 and encodes 240 amino acids. Gene Ontology annotation, cellular component: mitochondrial large ribosomal subunit; ribosome.
AUGCCUCGAUUCCAGUCUCUAGUGCCACUACUGAGGCCAUUGACCGCCCCAAGAGCAGUCGCAUGCCGACAGCACUUCCGCUUCUCUACGGCGACAAGAUGGCAGGCUGAGCAGCCUCCAGCAAACUCCAAGCCCAUCGCUCAACCCUCCCUCCCACCAAACGCCUCUUCCGAACACCCCUCAACGCCCCAAGAAGCCCAGCGAGCCGCCGACCUUGCAGCAGCAGAGUCCCUCACCGAAGGCGACAGUGCGCAGCCACCAGAACAGAAGCCCACACUACCUUCCAAGCACCCACGAGCCGACAACAAGCCAACAAACACGUCGUCGCAAGCUAAGCCCGCAAAGGCUGAUGACGUCGCGCCCGCGCCUUCGAGCGCGCCCUCAAACGUCGCGGACACUACAUCAACACUCAAGAAGGAGGCGGCUAAGAAGACAAAGACAUCACGCGCACCUAAACUGUCUUUGCCACCACCGAAAUACGUCGUCUCGAGGUCAGCGAAUAAGAAUCUGCCCAUCUACACCGAUUACAAGCGAGGAGGCAACUUGCAUCUGACGACGAUACGAAAAAUUACCGGAGAUGUAUCGGCGCUGAGGGAUGAGCUGAGGGUCUUUCUCAACAAGAAGAACGAGGAGGUCAAGAUCAACAGUGUGACGCAACAUGUUGUUGUCAAGGGCCAUCACGUCAGUGAGAUUGCCGAAUUCUUGAAGGCACGGGGGAUGUAA